Linum trigynum is the source of this 740-nucleotide messenger RNA. The record is from the annotation of a GenBank genome assembly. NCBI's taxonomy places the organism in Eukaryota, Viridiplantae, Streptophyta, Magnoliopsida, Malpighiales, Linaceae.
GGAAAGAGGAUUCGAUUUUGGAAAGGAACAGAAAAUAGGUAUAUGUCGAGUUUCUGGGGGGAACGUUUUGGAUGGUACUAACUACUAAGAGAAGUGGGAAGCUUCCAAAGAUGGGGCAGGGGUGGAGAUUUAGAAGAUUGUAACAAAACAAACUGACAAAGGACGAUGAUGGUGAUAAGGAUGAGCAGCGAGCAGCCCAAUCCGACCGGCAGAGAUUGGUGCGGCGCCGGAGCUUCGAAAGCCCUGAAAGCCUUGAAAUCCAGAUUGCGAUUCUUCGGCGGUGACCAGUCCUAUUGGUUGGAAUACAAAAACCACAUCGCUUACCUAAAUCGAGAAGUGGCUAGGUCGAGGAAGACGACGACGGGGAAUUCGAAAUUGAUGGCGGAGAGAGGGAUUUGCGACAGCUUCUCCAAGGAGUAUGGCGAAUAACCCAGAAAAACACCAAGAUCCCGCAUCUGUUGCCCGCACACCCUUCAAUUCAAUCGAACGCGACGACACUGUGGCUGUGAUUUCCCACGACACUGUGGCUGUGAUUUCCCAUCGGCGGUGAAAACUGAAAACGGGGGAGGGGAGAAAUAGAGAUUAAGUUUUAUUUUUAUUUUCUAAUAGUUGUGAAAAUGAUUUGUAAAAUUUAAAUGAUGAAAAUUUAUUAUUUUUAACAGUCAUGUAAUUUAUUUAACGAUCAACUAUGAAAGUUGACCGCCGCAUCAGCAAAAAUUAAAUGAAGAGUGAUCAAACUU